AUGAAACAAGUUGCUGACACUGUUCGUCGAAGCAUUACUGUGACCGAGGCCUUCCGUAGCACCACCUCAGGAAGGGAAUGUGAUGAUUUCCCAGUGAAGGAUCAUGACGAUCAUCUGAGUGAACCACAAAUUCUUAAUCUGGGUGGGUUAGACAUUCCCCUCAUGGAAGGAGGACUAAAUCGGUAUGAGAAGCUCUAUCUGCGUUCGGCUGAGUAUGGAGAUGUGAACACAGCACGGCGUUUGAUUGACAACGCUAAACACUACAACAUCAACGUCAAUUGCAUGGAUGAUAUGGGCAGAGGAGCGAUACGAAUCGCCAUUGAGGCGGAGCAAAUUGAGCUACUUCAGAUGUUGCUUACUUAUGAAGUGAUUGACUUAAAGGACUGUUUGCUACAUGCCAUUUCUGAGGAGAACGUUCAAGCCGUGGAGCUAAUCCUACAGGCUCAAAGUGAACGCCAACAACGAAAGAACCUAAAAGCAAGU
Molecule: messenger RNA, 483 nt
Organism: Hydatigera taeniaeformis
Lineage: Eukaryota; Metazoa; Platyhelminthes; Cestoda; Cyclophyllidea; Taeniidae
Source: the annotation of a GenBank genome assembly